Messenger RNA from Schistosoma rodhaini, 635 nucleotides. Lineage: Eukaryota; Metazoa; Platyhelminthes; Trematoda; Strigeidida; Schistosomatidae. The record is from the annotation of a GenBank genome assembly.
UUAUAUUAGUGCAUGUUAAAUAUUAUUUGUUAUAUUUGAAGGUUUUAGUUUUGAGUGGAAUACUGUACUCAUUCUGUACUAAUGACAUAAUUAACAUCAUCCUUAGUAACAAUUUAUUUUUAAGAUUAGAUAUUUUACACCAAUGAUAACUUGAGAUUCAUUGACUCAAAGUAUAAAUACAGCAUAGUAUUUUAUCGUUAUAAAACAAUACAUAUCACAGUAUUAAGACGAUAAUGUCAGAACGAAAGGCUGUUAUUAAAAAUGCUGAUAUGGAGAGAACUGUACAAGAUGAUGCAGUGUAUGUAGCAUCAGCUGCGCUGGAUAAAUAUGAUAUUGAAAAAGAUGUUGCUGCUUAUAUUAAAAAAGAGUUCGAUCGUAAAUACACUCCAAAUUGGCAUUGUGUAGUUGGAAAACAUUUUGGAAGUUACGUAACCCACGAGACGAAUAAUUUCAUCUAUUUCUACCUAGAUGAUCGUGCAGUACUUUUAUUCAAAUCUGGUUAGAUUAAAAUGAUUCAAAGAACAAACAAAACCAAACAAAUAGAAAACUAAGGCAAAUGAGAAUUAAAGUAUGAACUAUGCAAGAUGAAUGUAUUAUUAGUUUUAAAAUAAAUAAUCGUAUCAUAUAUAUAAUAA